UUGGCUCUUCAAGCGAUAGCAUUUGUAAAUCGGAGCUAAAUUCUGCUCUCUGUACCAACUACUCUAAUCAAGUGUUUUUUUGCCCAUACACCAUUUAAUAAACAAAAAAACCAAAAAAAAAAAAAAACGGAAGAUGAUGCUACUAAGACGUUGCAACAAACUGACACUGCGUCCAUGGGUUCGCCUUUGCUCCGCCGAGUUGAUCCACAAGGAUGGCUUUAUCGAGAAACUGCGCCACAGCUUCGAUGAGGAUGAGCGCAGUAAUCUGGUGGUGCCCACGUUCAAGAAGGCCAUGCUCUAUCCGGACGAGAUUGCGGUGAAAGACAUUACCGGGGAGUACACCUAUUUCCAGUUGUACCUGGCCGCCAAGCGCCUGGCCAUUCAGAUCUCCAAUAUUUGUGGCAGUGCCUCGCUGUCGAACGUUACGUACUUGUGCUCGAACAACGCCCUGUGGAUCGCCAUACAGUGGAGCUGCUGGAUCUCGGGUCAGGUGGCGGUGCCCCUGGAAUCUGGCCAGGCAAUGGAACAACUACGUGACCAGGCGACCAGUUGCAAGACCAAGCUGUUGAUAGCCACGCCGGAGUUCGAGUCCCUGGCCCAGGAAUUGUCGCAGGGUCUGCAGUCGGCCACCAUUAUAUUGGAUCACGCAUUCGUGCCAACGGCGGAGAGUGUCUCUUCGACCACGAUGUACGCGAAACAACUGCUGGGAACCCAGGGAGUCAUCCUCACGGAGAGCACGCUGCCAAGUGACUUCUAUGCCAAGGCGCCUGCCAUGCUGAUCUAUACGCCCAAUGCGGUGAAUAGUCCCAAGGCGGUGUUGCUCACCCACCGCAAUAUCGAUGCCCAGAUGCGAUGUCUGAUCGGAAGCUGGCGUCUGGGACCCACGGACUGUAUGCUCCCCAUUCUCUCCAUGAACCGAAUGCAUGCCGCCUUGGGCGCAGUGCUCAAUGUGGGCGGCAAUGUUGUGCUGCAGCAGAAGUUCGAUGGCCACAAUGCCUGGAGUGCCCUGUUGGGCAUUAACAGUCCGUCGAAGCAGCGCGUCACGCUCUUUUUGGCCAUGCCCAUUGUCUACAAGCGACUGAUUGCCGAGUACGAGAAGAUGUUCGCCAAGGACUCGCGGAUGGUCGAGUACAUUGUGAACCAUUGCCGGCAGAAGAUCAAGCUGAUGGCCACCGCCUUUGCCCUGCUGCCGGACUCGGUGUUCUACCGCUGGCGUGAGAUUACGGGCCAGAACAUUUACGAGUACUACGGGAUGAUGGAAACGGGCCUCGUUCUCGGUCAUCCCCUGGAAGAACCCCCUCGCGAUGCAGCUAAUAAUGCCAGUGCCCCUGCGGGAUCAACUGUUCAAAGCAAUACCCCGCCCAACGACUAUCGUCCGGGGACUUUGGGGGCUCCCCUGAAAGGAGUGACAGCCCGUUUGAUCGGCAAUAAGGGCAACGAACUGAUAACCUGCAAGAACGAACUCGGCGGCACUGUGGAUCACGGUCUCAUCCAAGAGGAAGACAUCGGCGGCGAGACUUCGUUGGCCCACACGGUGAUUGGUGAGCUUCAGAUAGCCGGGCAGCAUCUGGUGUCCAAUUCGUUGGCCAGCGAUAACCAGCAAAUGGAACCGGGAGCAACCAGCCAGCAGGAGAUUGCCCAAGAUGGCUUCUUCAGAACCGGCGACAUUUGCGCCUACCAGAACGGACACUUUUACUUUCUGAGCAAAGCGAGUGAUGUCUUCACCGUCGGCGGCUACAAGGUUUACGGUUCGGAAAUCAAGAAGGUUCUCAUCUCACACCCGAACAUCAACGAUGUGGCUGUGCUGGGCAUUCCCAACAAGUUGUGGGGCCAUCGACUCGGUGUCAUCUGCAUUGUAUCGCCGGAUGCGGAUAUCGACUUGGAUGCGAUCAAGACGUACUGCUAUCGCCACUUGCCGGCCCACAAGUGCCCAACUGUUUUCAAGACUCUGGUUUCCAAAUAGAUGCGUGUCCAGGCCCCCUUAAAACUAGUCUUAAGUUCCACUUGUCGUGGCCUAAGCUACAAAUUCAUGUGAUGUUUCGCUACAUUGUAGAAAUGGCUUUCUUUGUCAUAACACUAAUAAUAAUUGUAAUAUUUUCAAUUCA
Drosophila ficusphila is the source of this 2105-nucleotide messenger RNA. RefSeq names its product malonate--CoA ligase ACSF3, mitochondrial (gene Acsf3). Gene Ontology annotation, biological process: fatty acid metabolic process. The transcript is spliced from 3 exons. The coding region runs from base 134 to 1963 and encodes 609 amino acids. NCBI's taxonomy places the organism in Eukaryota, Metazoa, Arthropoda, Insecta, Diptera, Drosophilidae. The record is from RefSeq and is a predicted model, not a curated record. Gene Ontology annotation, molecular function: medium-chain fatty acid-CoA ligase activity.